CAAACAUAAUAAACAGCUAAUUGUAUUUGUUCUACUUAAUUCUCGUCUCGUUUUAGGACAACAAUUGAAGACAGCGGACAAAUUGCAUUCUCGCUUUAGCUAACCGAACGCCAGGAGCAAAUACCCGCACCACAAAUGCAAAAUGAAUUCGGACCAAACAAUGCAGAUGCCAUCUGGGCCGCCGCCUCCCUCGCAGAGAGUUACAUGCGGCGAGUUCAGCGGGGACAGGGAGAGCUAUGGGGCUGCCGCGAGUCUGGGAUUUGGCGGCAUACCGACAUCGUCCACCAGCAGUUACGGUUCGUUUGGCGUACUCUCCAGCUUAUCCAGUGGUGGGGCAGGUACGCCCACGUUACCGCUGCUGUUGACCACGCCGUCAUCGACAAGCACGUUUAAGACAACGCCGAUUUCAAUGCCAACAUCGACGCCUUCGCCAUCAUCGUUGAUUCCGAUCCCGAUGUCGACGCCCGCGCCCUCCCCUCUGAUCCCAAUGACGAAUCCGACAACGACAACCACACCGCCGCCGUCGACGCUGCUGCCCAUGUCGAUGUCCAUGUCGCUGACGACGCCAACCCAGCUGCCGACACAGCUGCUGCCAAUGCCAACGCUGGAGGACAUUGAAGUAGCUACACAGCAGCAGCCGCCGGCGCCGCCGCAGUCGCAGCCAACCGGCAUACUAAAAUACCCAACAGCAUCGAGCAUUGGCUACGUCAGCGAACUGUUGCCGCCGCCAGCUCCAGCCCUGGCCAGCAGCGCCAGCAGCUCCAUUAACAGCAACUGCGGCACACUGAAGAGCAACGCCAAGCUGCUGCCGCUUCAACUGGUCGCCAAUGCGGCACCCACACGCAAGGAGCCGCCAUCGAGCGUGCCCACAGCGCAGUCACAGCAGCAGCAGCAGCGCCAGCGGCGGCAGGGCUGGUGCGCCUGCUUUGGGUCCGGGCCGAGUGCAUCGGAGGCCAAAACGCCACACGGCUACGGCUCCAAGUCCAAGAAACGCAAACAAACGGCCCAAACUGUUUGGUCUGCCCUCCUCACAAAUCUGGGCAUUUGCAUGCUCCUUUUGGCCUACACAUUGCUGGGCUCCUUCAUAUUCCUAACCAUCGAGAAUGAGGACUCGGCGCUGCUGCAUCAACAGCAUACGCUGGCAUCCACCAAGCGCAACAUGGCCGGCAAUAGCCACAGCAACACCAAUGGGAACGGCAAUGGCAUCUAUCAACAGCAAAGGUCGCCACAGACGCAGCCACAACAGCAGCGGCAGCAGCAAGGGCAACAGCAAGGACCUCACACGGACAAUGACACGAUGGCCGCUGCAAUUGCCCAGGGCCAGGAUCUGGGCCAUGAGCGUAGCGUCUAUGGGCAGGCAUCGAAUGACUUUGUUUAUGGAUUGGAUGACUCCGACAUGGAAGCGGGGCAGACACAGUUUGCCUUAUCGCCGGAUACUUAUGAUGUACGACAGCGCACCAUUGAGAAUAUCUGGGACAUAACCGUGUCCCUAAACAUACUCUACAAGGAGAACUGGACAAAAUUAGCCGCACUUGAAAUUGCCAAGUUUCAAGACCAAUUAAUCAAGAGACUGAACGAGGAUGUUAUGCUGCAAUUAUCACACGACGAUGUGGCUGGCGGACAUUCGGUUGCUGGCGGUGCUGCUAGUGGUGCUGGUUCAGCUGGUUCAGCUGGUGGUUCAGCCAACAAUCCGGCCACGGAAGCAGUCCUUCUGCACACACACUUUCAUCAUCAUCGUCUUGCCGGCGGUGGCGUGGGUGGACCACCACAUGAAUGGAAUUUCGCCAAAGCGUUUUUGUAUUCGCUGACCGUUUUGACCACAAUUGGCUAUGGCAACAUCGCACCCCGUACUGCGCUUGGAAGAAUCGUAACCCUGGCCUAUGCCUUCUUUGGAAUACCCCUAACGCUGGUCUACCUUAGCAGCACAGGCAGCAUUCUGGCCAAAGUGGCACGCGAGGUGUUCUCGAAGGCGCUGUGCUGCUGCCUGUGCUCCAACUGCGGCUACUGCUGCUACGACGAGAAGCGGAUGGCGGAGAAGGAGCGACGCAUGAAGCGGAAGCGGCAGCAGGAGGAGCUGCGCAAGCAGCAGGCGGUCAUGCAGGAGCCCUACUAUGUGCGCGAUGUGUAUCAUGCCACGCCCGAGAAGCAAGCUGGCGGCGUAGCUGGUGGAGCUGGCGGCGGAGUUGGAGGAUCCGGCGCUGCCGGGGUCGGAGGCACUGGCGCAACCACUGGCGUACCCGGCCUGGGCAUGCCGCCGGCACCGCCGUCGGGCGGUGUAUCUGGCGCGGACAUUGAUUCGCUGAGCGCCAGCGAGUCGCGUGGCUCCAUGCACGGCCUGAGCAUAUUGGCGCCCAUUCUGCUCUGCUUCUCCAUGAUGAUCAUCUACAUAGUCUUUGGGGCAGCGGUUCUGUAUCGCCUGGAGAAUUGGCCAAUUAUCGAUGGCAUCUAUUUCUGCUUCAUGAGCCUCUCGACCAUUGGAUUUGGCGAUAUGCUGCCUGGUCUAAGGCGCGAUUCGAAUGCCACCACCUGGUUCUGUUCGGUGUACAUUAUGUCCGGCAUGACCCUGACGGCCAUGUGCUUCAAUGUUAUCCACGAGGAGAUUGUCCAUCGCAUACGCAUUGUGGUGGAGUUCAAGAAGGCGGGCGCUGCCACUGCUGCCGCCACCGGCGGCUCCAUGUUGGAUGUCACACACGAGGAGGGCAAUCAGUACUAUGUGCCCGCAUCCUGACACUACGAGAAACGCGGACAUCUCUAUCAGCGCAAUCCCACCGAGGAGACACUGGUGACAGACACGCCCACAUCGCUGGUGAUCAAGGACUAUGUUAACCACGAGCUGGUGCCCAUUUUGACCAUGGAUCCGAAUGGCUCACGUCUGGGCCUGGCACAGCCAGCGCCCGUUUAUACGCCCGCGACCAACACGAAUCCAACUGAAGCCGCCGGCGAGAGCAGCGCCCUGGGCUACUCAACGCUCAGCAGUCCGCUGCUCGAAGGACUCACAGCGAGUGGAAGCGGGGGCGGAGGCGGAGGCGUCCCAUCGCAGAUCAAAGCCGGCGUCUACACGCUGGCCGAGGAGACGGAGCUCGAGCUGCAGGCCGUGCACACGGACACGCACGUGGAACGCGUCUAGAGCUGAGCAGCAGGACAUUAUUAGGUCGUAGGUCACUUAGAAUUAGUCCACAGUCAGUUUAAUGUGUAAAAUUUUUUUUUGUGGGCAAUGCCCGGAUAAAAACCAGAAACCAAAAGCCUAGCCCUAAGUUUGACUAUCAUUGUAUAUAAAAAACAAAAAGAAAGUAGAAAAAGAAAAAGAGAACACAUAAAAUAUGAGACAGAAAGAGAAAGAGAGAGCGCGCUUCAGCAGGAGCGAGGCGAAAGGAUACAUUUCCGUAGUUCGUAAGCAAAAUAACUAAAUGUUGGACA
Molecule: messenger RNA, 3417 nt
Organism: Drosophila montana
Lineage: Eukaryota; Metazoa; Arthropoda; Insecta; Diptera; Drosophilidae
Exons: 6
Coding region: 143-2728 (861 amino acids)
Biological process (GO): stabilization of membrane potential; potassium ion transmembrane transport
Cellular component (GO): plasma membrane
Molecular function (GO): potassium ion leak channel activity; outward rectifier potassium channel activity
Source: RefSeq, a predicted model, not a curated record